Python bivittatus (Burmese python) is the source of this 3523-nucleotide messenger RNA. RefSeq names its product 3-hydroxy-3-methylglutaryl-CoA synthase 1 (gene HMGCS1). The record is from RefSeq and is a predicted model, not a curated record. Gene Ontology annotation, biological process: acetyl-CoA metabolic process. Gene Ontology annotation, molecular function: hydroxymethylglutaryl-CoA synthase activity. Lineage: Eukaryota; Metazoa; Chordata; Lepidosauria; Squamata; Pythonidae.
CGUUCGGGCAGAUUUCAACCCCUCAGUUAAUUGAGAAGGAUUAGCUUCUGCCUCUGUGGUAGAAACAAGCCUUUCUCUGGAUGUUGGACUCCACUACCACGUCCUUAGUUCUGGUUUCAUGAUGUGUGUGUGUGUAUCGCAGGCGCCUGGUAUACCAAUAUGCCUGGAUCUCUUCCUGUGAAUGCUGAAGCCUGUUGGCCAAAAGAUGUGGGAAUUGUUGCUUUGGAGAUCUAUUUUCCUUCCCAGUAUGUUGACCAGGCAGAGUUAGAGAAAUUCGAUGGAGUGGAUGGAGGAAAAUACACCAUUGGCUUGGGACAAUCUAAGAUGGGCUUCUGCUCUGAUAGAGAGGAUAUCAAUUCACUCUGCCUCACUGCAGUCCAGAAGCUUAUGGAGCGGAACAGUCUGUCCUACAAUUGUAUUGGAAGACUUGAAGUUGGAACGGAAACGAUCAUUGACAAAUCCAAAUCUGUAAAGACAGUCCUGAUGCAGCUCUUUGAAGAAUCUGGUAACACAGAUGUAGAAGGCAUUGACACAACAAAUGCGUGCUAUGGAGGCACAGCUGCACUCUUCAAUGCCAUUAACUGGGUGGAAUCUAGUUCCUGGGAUGGGCGCUAUGCACUUGUUGUUGCUGGAGACAUAGCUGUGUAUGCCACUGGAAAUGCCAGACCAACUGGAGGGGCUGGUGCUGUUGCUAUGCUUGUGGGUCCAAAUGCACCCCUCAUUUUUGAACGAGGAUUGCGUGGGACCCACAUGCAGCAUGCAUAUGAUUUUUAUAAACCUGAUAUGGUAUCUGAGUAUCCUGUGGUAGAUGGCAAACUGUCCAUACAAUGCUACCUCAGCGCGCUGGAUCACUGUUACACUGUCUAUCGCAAGAAAAUCCGUGCUAAGUGGCAGAAAGAGGGGAUUGACAAAGACUUCACCCUGAAUGAUUUUGGCUUCAUAAUCUUCCAUUCUCCGUACUGCAAACUUGUUCAGAAAUCUGUAGCUCGUCUGCUGCUGAAUGACUUUCUUAAUGACCCAACACCCACAAAAGAAAAUGACAUUUAUAAUGGCCUGGAAGCAUUUAGAGAUAUAAAACUGGAAGACACCUACUUUGACCGAGAUGUGGAAAAAGCUUUUAUGAAGGCUAGUGCUGAAAUCUUCAGCCAGAAAACAAAGGCUUCUUUGCUUGUUUCCAAUCAGAAUGGAAAUAUGUACACACCAUCCGUCUAUGGCUGUCUUGCUUCUCUGUUAGCCCAGUACUCUCCACAGCAACUGGCAGGACAAAGGAUUGGGGUUUUCUCAUAUGGCUCUGGUUUUGCUGCUACCCUCUAUUCCAUCAAGGUUAGCCAAGAUGCAACUCCAGGCUCUUCUCUGGAUAAAAUCAUAGCAAGCCUGACUGAUUUGAAAGCAAGGCUUGAUUCAAGGAAAUGUAUCACACCAGAAGUAUUUGCAGAAAACAUGAUGCUAAGGCAAGAGACUCAUCACUUAGCAAACUAUAUUCCCCAGUGUUCAGUGGAUGAUCUUUUUGAGGGAACAUGGUACUUAGUACGAGUAGAUGAAAAGCACAGAAGGAUGUAUGCUCGUCGGCCCAUGCUGGGUGACAGACCUCUGGAAGCAGGAGUGGAAGUUCAUCUGGGACUUGCUGGCGAGCACAUUCCCAGCCCUGCCAAGAAAGUACCACGAAUUCCUGCAAAAAUGGACACUGAAGCAGUUGCUGUUACCCUUUCUAAUGGGGAACAUUAAGACACCUCUGUGAGGUGGAAGCUGAAUGGGUAUGGGGAACAUGGGGAUAUACAUGGGAUUAACCUGUGAUAACCCACAUUCUGCUGUACAGUACUACUUAAUUGGGGCAUGAAAAUUGUUAAGCUUGAGGCUCUGUUGUCUGAUGAGGUUUGUUGAUGUAUGUAGUUUAAUAACACUAAAGUUCUUGUGCUUCUUGGAAAUGAAAUUACCAAGGGCUCUUUGUGAAAACAUAAUUAGUUUUUGUUAAAAAUAGUCAUGGUUCAGGACUAGGUUAUGUAACUUAGGCUCAGGAAAACUUCAGUUGUCCUUGUCCUCCCACCCUUUUUUGACUAAAAUCUAUAACAUUUUGUAAAACUAGUUUCCAGAGAGGAAUUCCAGAUUUCUUAUAAAAGCCAUUAUUGAGAUAAGUUAAUGUGACUUACAGCCUUUCAUAUCUCCAUUUGAUCUUUAGUGUUAGGGUCUUAUGUGCCUUAACAAUAAAAAUGCCCUACAUCUUAAAUAUGACUCUGAUUCCACUUUCCAGAAUUCCCCACAUAUUUGAGGUGGGUGAAACUUACCUGUUUUUCAAGGUGCUAAUAAUUGGAUACCUUUUUUUUUUUUCCAACUGUCAUUAUUUCAACUUUAUCCAGAAAGCUGCAGGCUUGUGACUAUUGAUAAUCUGGUUUCCAAUUGCAUAUGUUUACACUUUUGUAAACUCCUUUGCUUCCCUUCUCCCAAAUAGUUUUUCUGUUCUAGUAAAACUAAAACGUGCUGGGCAAGAGCAGACUUUCUUCAUUAAAAGUACUGGCCGAGUAGUGGCUGAUUAGUUCAGAAAUGGUUGAAAAAUGAAUUUCUCAGAACCUCUCUCUUGUCAUCUUUUAUAAAGGUUACUUGAAAGUAGGGUUUCUGUAACUGGCUUCCAAACAAUAAAGAUCUUAUCAAAUGUUCAACCCAAGAAUAAUGAUCCUGAACAUUUUGCGCUGUUUUAGGUAUAUGUUGAGAGUUGUUCUGCAAGAAUAUCUGGCUGUGCAUUCGUGUAUGUUGUUUCAUAUUUCAAGCUUAUUUAAUGUUCAGUUUUCACCUCUGAAGGCACUCUCAAAGACUGCAUUCUCUAAGCACUUAACAGAGCAGACAUGCACAGUUUGAAGUUAACUCGCCAGAUCUGCAUGGCAGCUUGCUAGAUGUGGCUCCUAUGUUGAUUGCCAGUCUGAGACAGCAAAAAAACAGGGGCAUUAGUCGAAGGCAAUAUAUUACUUGUAGGCUGCCUUUGGCAUGUUGGUUCUGCUUAAGCAUAGCCCAUUGAUUUUUGCAGACCUACAUCAGACUAAGCAUUUGAACCUUUGCAAAUAUAGGCUCCACUGAGGGAAUCCAUUUGCCUUUUAGGUAGACCUGGAUGAACUGGAACUUAAGAAGAAAACCCUUCCUGGCUUGUAAAAUACAAUGCAUUUACAUUGGUUUCUGUCUGUGCUGGUUUCCUUUUCCUUUAAAAUAGUUCAAAAAGCUUUGUCUAAUAAAACUUGCAGAACUAGUGGAGAUUGUGCAAAUGUCACAAAAUGCAUGGUUUUGGUAAUACAUAGCUUUUCUCUUUUUUAAACUCUCAAGAGUUUGGCAAAUCUCUACAUCUGUACAUCCUUUGACUUAACAUGAGCUGAUUAAACCAGUGGCCUGAGUGCUGUGGGAUUCAUUUAUAUGUCAGAAAUGUAUCCAGUCCAUUGCAGGCAAUGGUUGGGCUGAGAACUGUAGCACAAAUUUAACCUUUAUAAACCUCACAAACCAAUGAGGCAAAUGCCUUGUAAAAAUAAAUGUUAAACUCUUUGAA